AUGUCAGCCAAAGCAUUUGCGAUCAUUGCUGGAGUCGGCCCCGGCACGGGAAGAUCUGUUGCCAGAAAAUUUGCCAAGUCGUAUCCAGUCGUUUUGAUGGCCAGAAACCCAGCAAAUUUCGAAGAUGUCGCACGGGAAAUCAACAACGAAGGUGGGAAAGCUAUCGGGAUCAGCGCGGAUUUGUCCGACGCCAAUAGUGUCCAGGCAGCAUUCAAGCAUGUCAACGAGCAGUUCGGAAGUCUUCCUCUCGCAGCAGCGGUAUUUAAUCUGGGCGGGGGAUUUGUGAAGAAACCAUUCUUGGAGUUAACUGAGACGGAGUAUGAACAGGGAUUCAAUGCGCAGGGGAAAGGCGGGUUCAACUUUGCCAAAGCAACCUUACCAUUGUUAUUGAAGUCUACCGAGCUAGCAUCGCCUCCAACCCUCAUCUUUACUGGAGCGACUGCCAGUUUGAAAGGGGGUCCUGGCCUAGCAACAUUCGCCUCAGGCAAGUUUGCUCUACGCGCGCUGGCCCAAUCCUUAUCGAGGGAGUUCGGCCCUCAAGGUGUCCACGUGUCUCAUGUCAUCAUUGAUGGGAUAAUUGAUACCCCAAAGACCCAACAAUUUGUGUUAGACCACGCGGACGCAAAACUAAAUCCUGAAGCACUAUCAAUGGCGCAACCGUUCGUCGCAGUCGCUGGUGCGACAGGGAACUUGGGCCAACUCGUUAUCAAGGAGCUAACCCACCGUGGGGUUGCAGUCAAAGCCUUAGUCCGCGAAGGAACAGAUCGCUCACGCACGCAGGCGCUCUCCGAUACUGGCGUUGUCGUUUCACCUGUUGACUUCUCUAGUGUCACGGCUCUGACGCGCGAGCUCACUGGGGCAACCUGCAUUGUAUCUACACUACAGGGCCUACGGGAUGUAAUGCACACGGUUCAGGGCAACUUGCUUGACGCUGCUGUUGCUGCCAAGGUACCACGAUUCAUCCCUUCCGAUUUCUCGUUAGAUUUCACGAAGACCAAACCAGGUACCAAUCGCAACCUGGACCUGCGACGCGAGUUCCAUUCCCGGCUCGAUAGGUCCGGUAUUUCGUGGACUAGCAUCCUCAAUGGAGGAUUUAUGGACCUUCUUGGUGGUGACACGCCAAUGAUCAACCACAAGAAGGGCAAGGUUGUUUAUGUUGGGAAGGCAACACAGCUCCUGGACUUGACUACUAUUCCAAACACUGCAGCUUACACCGCUGCCGUUGCUGCAGAUCCAAAGCCUACUCCACGGUUCCUACGUAUAGCGGGUGACGUUGUCAGUGUCGUGGAUAUCGCGGCCGUGGAGACAGAACUGGAGGGCAAGCAGUAUAAGCCUUCGUGGAUGGGUCCAGUGUGGCUUUUGGAGGUGAUAAUUCGCAUUCUUCGCACCUUCGGCGGGGAAAAUGAAGUCUUUCCCAUAUGGCAGGGCAUGCAGUACAUGGCGAACAUGUUCUCUGGGGUAGCUCAACUGAAGCCACUAGAUAAUGAUCGAUACCCUGACAUCACUUGGACAAAGGUCAAGGAUUACCUUCGUGAAGAAAAAAUACGGAGGGAGAAGAAACAGUCUACAAAUUCUUAA
Molecule: messenger RNA, 1578 nt
Organism: Talaromyces amestolkiae
Lineage: Eukaryota; Fungi; Ascomycota; Eurotiomycetes; Eurotiales; Trichocomaceae
Exons: 4
Coding region: 1-1578 (525 amino acids)
Source: RefSeq, a predicted model, not a curated record